AUGAACUUUGUAGCUGAUCAACCACGGCCUUUGGACGACUUUAUCGCCAUAACUGGUCUCAAGAAGACGUACGCAAAGGAGUGUUUUGAUCGCUUUGGUGGUUACGCCCCGGCAUUGGCUUCAUUCGCACAAUCUUACGCUUCGCUUCCAGAUGAAUACUUUGAUGAGAAGGAGAAGACGGUAAAGAACGCUGAUAGUAUUAACAGAGAACUAAAACUUAUUUAUAAGAGGGCAAGAAAUAUAAAGUCUCAUUCUGGAAAAGGGGAUAAGGGUGUCUGGGGCGCAUACUAUAAUCACCAACUCACACCAGAAGCUGGAAAGGAACAGAAAUCAUCAGAUGCUGCUGGUACCAAAGUAGAGACACAGUCAAAGAUCUUUGGAUCGGCCUUCGGUAUUACGAACACUAAUACUAACACUAAUACUAAUGCUAAUACAAAUACCGCUGCGCCAGCGUCAAGUGCGUUUAAUUUCGGAUUUGGCUCCGCACCCCCUGCGGCCUCUUCUUCUUCUCCUUCAACAGGAUUUUCCACCACCAGUCCGUUUUCAUUUGGGGGUUUUGGACAGGCAAAGAAGGAAGAAGUAAUUGAAAAACCAAAGGAAACACAUCAGGAAAGGGAGGUAAAGUAUUGCGAACCUUCACAUUUUACCGGUCCUUUCUUUGAAAUGCCCCUUUUUUGGAAAGAGGAGGUGGAAGAACGUUGUCCUUUGUUAAAUCUUAAUAAAGGUUUUCUUGAGGCAAAUCGUGAUGUUCUGCGCAAGAGGUUAGAGCCCUGGUUAAAGAAGGCUGAAUUCUUUUUGCAACCUGUUCAGUAUGUUGAAAUUGAUAAUGAUGAUGAAGAAACCGUUCGAGUCAUUAUAAAGGAUGCAGAUCGUACCUUUUUUCAUCCUGAUCAUCGCAAAAAAUUUGUAGCUUUUCUUAAUGCCAUGUUUCAUGAAUUUAAAGCUUAUGGACAGGCUAUGAGCUAUUUAGCUGGACUCUGUUUGUUAGUUUUAAAUGAGGAAGAAACAGCGGCGGUGCUUCGUUAUGUUUCUAAGACUUAUAUUCCCGGUCAUUGGGCAGCGGAGGCCGUUGGAUUUGCCUCCACCGCGUGGGUUGUGGAACACUUUAUGAAGGAGUUAUUCCCAGAUGUGGCAGAGCACCUUAAGGAAUUAAAAAUUUGGCCGGACACUUACCUCCAAAAGAUUCUUACUGGUCUCUGUGUACAUGUUCUUGAUUUUAAGGAAUUAUUCAAUUUUCUUGAUCUCUUUAUGGAGGGAGGGAUGAAAUUCCUCAUCAAGUUCUCUCUCGCGGUUGUGGAACACUUCCGCAGUGAUCUUCUUAAAGUUCAAUCCAUGAAUGACAUUAAUGAAGUAUACGAAAUUAUGCGUCUUGACCCAAAGGUUGCCGACACCAGCGAUAUAAGAGAUAUUCUUAAGCGGGCGCCACUCAUUGAUCUUGGCGCAGAAGGUGACUCUAUUGAUAUUGUGCGUUCACGCGUGUAUGAUGCGCACGUGGCCCCACGUCUGCAGAGAGCACCAAAGACAGAGGCAUUUGAACCAUGUGAAGUGUGUAAUAAACGUAAACCAAAGUGGUGGAAUGAUGAUCUUGGUGCGGUAUGCAAUGAGUGCAAGGAGGGAGCACCAGAAUUAACUUAUUCGGUCUACUAA
Messenger RNA from Trypanosoma theileri, 1647 nucleotides. RefSeq names its product putative GTPase activating protein. The transcript has a single exon. The coding region runs from base 1 to 1647 and encodes 548 amino acids. The record is from RefSeq and is a predicted model, not a curated record. NCBI's taxonomy places the organism in Eukaryota, Euglenozoa, Kinetoplastea, Trypanosomatida, Trypanosomatidae.